CCGGUCUUGGUCGGUACCUUUAAUCAAAGUUCAAUCUUUUGGAAAUCCAACCCCAAAAAAUAUCUUUCUUUUUUUCCUUCUUCUUCCACAGCCCAAAGCAACUUUUAGUGUUUUUCUUCUCUCGAAUCUGUAUUGCACUCCUACAAUUCUUCAUCUUUCUGCAGUGAAUCACAUAUUUUGUUCUCCAUUUUUCAGUGUUUUCCUUUGGUCUUUCUUGUUCUACAAAGAAAGGGGACAGUUUUUUUUUGUGCCCCGUUAAUUUUCUGUUUUCUCUCUAUUUUACACACAAGAAUCGUGGAGAAAAUGCAAGGUAGUAAUCUUGCUUUUGGAUUCAGCGAUGGUGCUGAUAUUCGGGCUUCACUGUCACAGCUCAUUUUAGCAGGGGGCACAACAAACACCUUGGACUCCAUAUUUUCUCAUUGCCCUCCAUCCACGACGGCCCUCGCCGGCCCUGUUUAUGAGCGACUGGGUUCUUCGGUCUAUCUCCGCCAGAGAGAUCUCCUACAAAAGUUAUGUAAAGAAAACAGAGCCAAUUACGGUUGGUGGAUGCAGGAUUUAGGGACAAGUUUCCUCCAGAACUCUGCAUUAACGAGCAUGGAUGUUAGUCCAACGAAGAAGAAGCUAUACAGGGGAGUAAGGCAGAGGCACUGGGGGAAAUGGGUAGCUGAAAUUAGGCUACCUCAAAACAGAAUGCGGGUGUGGUUAGGCACCUACGAUACAGCAGAAGCAGCAGCCUGUGCAUACGAUCGUGCAGCGUAUAAGCUGAGGGGGGAGUACGCGAGGUUGAACUUUCCAAAUUUGAAGGAUCCAAGUAAGUUGGGGUUGGGAGAUCGCACGGCAAUGAAUGCUUUGAAAAAUGCGGUGGAUGCCAAGAUUCAGGCUAUUUUACAAAAGUUGAAAAAGGAAAGAGCGAAAAAGAAUGCAAAGAAAAGAGAAUCUCCUGUUGCUCGUGAAACAGAGAAGGAAGUUAAGGAGGUGGAUGAUUCUCCUCCUUGUUCAUCGUCUUCAUCUUUGUCAGCCGUGGUCUUUAGCAACGAAUUGUCUUCGCCAACUGUCUCUGAAGAUGGGGUUUGGAGAUGUGAGAAUUCUUCGCCGCCAUCUGUUUCAAAUGAUUUCCCGAUGAUCGGAGCAGAGGAACUCGAACUGGAGGGCUGUUCGUUGGCCAGAAUGCCAUCUUACGACGCCGAAUUGAUAUGGGAGGUCCUAAACUAAUUAGAUUUCAAAAGAGAUGUUCUAGCUUCUGUAGUGACAAGUGUAAAUUGUUUGUUAUUGCUCUCUGGCAGGCUGUCCUGUUAUUUUAAUGUUUGGCCGUAUAGUUUGUUUGCAGUUCCUAUCUGGAAGGCUCUUAAUAAAUAGCAAUAAAAAGUAAGAGCAAGUUUUGAGUGGAAAGAAUGUAAUUUUCUUUUUCUUGAAAUAAAAUUUUGAGUUGAUG
Rubroshorea leprosula is the source of this 1432-nucleotide messenger RNA. The record is from the annotation of a GenBank genome assembly. Lineage: Eukaryota; Viridiplantae; Streptophyta; Magnoliopsida; Malvales; Dipterocarpaceae.